Humulus lupulus (European hop) is the source of this 1818-nucleotide messenger RNA. RefSeq names its product selenium-binding protein 2-like. Gene Ontology annotation, molecular function: selenium binding. The coding region runs from base 36 to 1496 and encodes 486 amino acids. Lineage: Eukaryota; Viridiplantae; Streptophyta; Magnoliopsida; Rosales; Cannabaceae. The transcript has 7 exons. The record is from RefSeq and is a predicted model, not a curated record.
CCCAAAUAGUUUCAAAGAGAAAGAGUUGUGAAAACAUGGCAACUGAUGUGGUGGUUCUACGACAUGGUUCGGCGGUGGAAGCAUCGUCCUGUAAGGCGGGACCGGGUUACGCCUCACCUCGAGAAGCCAUGGCUGGCCCCAAAGAAGCUCUCCUUUAUGUCACCUGUCUUUACACAGGGACUGGAAGACAAAAGCCUGAUUACUUGGCAACUGUGGAUGUUGAUCCAACUUCUCCUACUUAUUCAACAGUCAUCCACAGGCUGUUUAUGCCAUAUUUAGGUGAUGAGUUGCAUCAUACAGGAUGGAACUCAUGCAGUUCUUGCCACACAGAUCCAUCUGCACAACGGCGUUUUCUGAUCGUACCUGGACUGGUGUCUGGUCUUAUUUAUGUGGUGGACACAAAGACAGACCUGAAAGCCCCCUCAUUGCAUAAAGUGGUUGAAUCUGAAGAGAUCGUUCAGAAGACUGGCUUGGCAUUUCCACACACAUCUCAUUGCUUGGCUUCUGGUGAAAUAAUGGUAUCAUGCCUAGGUGACAAAAAUGGCAAUGCAAAAGGAAAUGGAUUUCUUCUUCUCGAUUCAGAAUUUAAUGUGAAAGGAAGGUGGGAGAAAGAAGGCCAUAGUCCUGAGUUUGGCUAUGAUUUUUGGUACCAACCUCGACACAAGACAAUGAUCAGCUCAUCAAUGGGUGCUCCUGCUACUUUCACCAAAGGUUUCAAUCUUGAAGAUGUCUCUAAUGGUCUAUAUGGGAGACAUCUUUACGUAUACAACUGGCCUGGUGGUGAACUAAAACAAACAUUGGAUCUUGGUAACACAGGGAUAAUACCUUUGGAGAUAAGGUUUCUGCACGAUCCUUCGAAAGAUACUGGAUUUGUUGGAGCUGCCUUGACAAGUAACAUAGUGAGGUUUUUCAAGAACCCAGACGACUCAUGGAGCCACGAGGUCGUAAUAUCAGUGAAACCAUUGAAGGUACAGAACUGGAUUUUUCCAGAUAUGCCUGGAUUGAUUAAUGAUUUACUAAUCUCACUCGAUGACCGCUUUUUGUACUUCGUGAACUGGCUUCAUGGUGAUGUGAGGCAGUACAAUAUUGAGGACCCUAAAAAUCCCAAGUUGACAGGCCAAGUCUGGGUUGGGGGACAAAUUCAAAAGGGAAGCCCAGUUUUGGCCGAGGGAGAAGAUGGUCAAACUUUCCAAUUCGAUGUUCCAAAAAUCCAGGGACAGAAAUUGAGAGGUGGACCACAUAGGAUGCAGAUGAGCUUAGAUGGGAAGCGACUUUACGUGACGAACUCACUUUUGAGCUCAUGGGAUUGCCAAUUCUAUCCUGAGAUUAUGGAGAAAGGUUCACACAUGUUGCAGCUUGAUGUUGAUUCAGAGAAUGGAGGUUUGGCUAUCAACCCAAAUUUCUUUGUGGACUUUGGAGCUGAACCUGAUGGCCCUUCUCUUGCCCAUGAAAUGAGAUAUCCAGGAGGUGACUGCACUUCUGAUAUAUGGGUUUAAUUGCUAAACUUCUCUUUAUUAGAUCUUUACAAUAAGUUGGUUACCUUCACUUUGACAUCUUUGAUCUUUCUACCAAAGUCAAAUAAUCAAGUGUUUCUAGUUUGUAAAGAAUGAAUAGUAACAUAUAAAUGUGAAGAAGUUGAUGUAGCAUUGUGUAAAACAUAUGUAUUUUAGCUAAUCUAUUAGUGCAUCUUCAAGGGCUCUUCAAGAUAACUUUUGUAUAUUUACUCCUCAAAAUGGAGAAUGCUAAAAGGACUAUCUCAUGUAGAGAGCUUCCUAACUUGUUAUUAAUGUUUAUAUAUAAAAAUAUAUAUUUGGUAAA